Molecule: messenger RNA, 222 nt
Organism: Ilyonectria robusta
Lineage: Eukaryota; Fungi; Ascomycota; Sordariomycetes; Hypocreales; Nectriaceae
Exons: 1
Source: RefSeq, a predicted model, not a curated record
AUCCCCAUCUUCGUAGAUCAUACAGUAAUACCAGCUGGGCCUAUACUGGUCAACGAACAUAACCAAUUUAUCUUACAGCCCAUUGUUAAUAACCAACAAAUACAAUACCCAGCCUGCCUCAAUUAUACAGUAAUAAUACCAUUUCUAGUUGAGCAUUGGAAGACUCUUACGACUCUACCAACUAACCCAACAUCCCCUACCAGGCUCUACGCUAACCCCUAA